Molecule: messenger RNA, 2744 nt
Organism: Gryllus bimaculatus (two-spotted cricket)
Lineage: Eukaryota; Metazoa; Arthropoda; Insecta; Orthoptera; Gryllidae
Source: the annotation of a GenBank genome assembly
AUGGUAAACCACGCGGUCAACAUGGUGGACAUGGUAGCGGUAGCCGAUGUGAAAGAAGAAUCCAACAGUAUCUCUACUGUUGAAAACACAGAGAAUCAUAUUACAGAAACAGAGCCAAAAAAUGAUCCACCCGAACAGAGUGAACAAAUUGUGAAUCCUCCUGAGUGCAGUAUUGCAGUGGAUAUUAAGGAUGUAAAACCAGAACCUUGUAAUGGUGAUGGAGUGGAAAUAAGGGUUACAGGAGUGGAAAAUAAAGUGGAUACGAUUAAAUCAAGUGGAGACGAAACUAAAGAGGAAACAAAACCAGAAACUCGCAAUGAAGAUAUUGCUAGAGAGGGAGUGGAAAAUGCAGAAGACAUCAAAAGUGAGGAUGAAGAAGAAGGAAGUCUGCUUUUGGAUGAUUUUCUUGAUAGCUUAGAUGUACUUGAUUCUUGGAAUCCAGAUGAAGAUGAACUAGAAGGAAUAGGUGAUGAUCAGACUCAAACAUCUCAAAAAGAUGGAAAAUCAAAAGAAGAAAAAUCUGAAAAAAAAGAAAGGGAAAAAAGAAGCAGCAGAAGAGAUUCUGACAGACGAUCUCGGCCUGGUGGAUCCCGAAGACGAAGCAGGGAGCGUGAUCGCGACCGAGAGCGAGACCGGGACCGAGAGCGGGAGCGAGACCGCGACCGAGAGCGGGAUCGCGAUCGCGAUCGCGACGUGCUGGACCUGCUGGGCCCCAAGGUGUCCUCGCGCCGGCGCUCGCUGCACCGCGAGUGCAGCCUGGAGCGGCCCGCGCGCCCCAAGCACUUCCAGGAGGACCUCAAGGACGUCAUCUCGCGCGAGGCCAAGGACAAGGACCACCGCCGCCGCGGCGACCGGCGAGGCGACCGUCGGGACAGGGACAAGGCCAGGGACAGGAAGAACGACAAGGAUAAGCCGGCGGUCAUGUUAAAUCCUGUGCACUUCGUGACUGAGUUCAGAACGAUUGCGGCGCUCCCGGUCACGUCGACGCACACCUGUACCAGGCGAAUCGCGUAGCUCAACUCACGGUCAUGCUCCAAACCGCCGUACCGGAGAGCAUGAGGCAUCCCCAUACAUGUAUGAACGGUUCUCCUCUCCAAGUUUGUCUUUUGAGCUCUCACCUGUGUCAUCUGGUGAUCGACUACGCUCAUUGAGCCGAUCUCGUAGUCGAGAAAUACGUCCUCCAACAAGGAGGGUUCGCCGCUCCUACACUCCCUCCUCAGAGUCUUCUUUGUCCCUAUCGCCUGAGCCCUAUCCUGACCAUUUGCGUCCCCGCAAGCGAAUUCCAUUUGUUAAAGAACUGGAGAAGAUGUUUGCUGGGAGACUGGAUGAAUAUUUUACUCCUACGUAUCGCAGUAACCAAGCAACUGGAUAUAAUGUAAGUUACUUUUCAGCAGAGUAGGAGUGUCGAAUGUAGCCUAAAAAGUGAAUUCUUCCUUCUAAUCUGUCUUGUGUAUUUUUUGCUGCUAAUUUAAUUAUUUCAUAGUUUUUUGCAAGCUAGAGGACCAAUAAUUACAUAUAAUUUCAUGUGUGGAAGUAGAGAAAAAUGUAGAAGACUUUUCCAGAAACAGUGGAAAUCAGGUCUGAUAGUUUUGUAAUUGCCUUAUAUUUAAUUAUAAUUGUAUUUGUGUAGUAAAUGAUGGUUACCAAACUUUUCUUUUUAUAAGUUGGUCAAAUAUUUUCUUUGUAGGAUGUUUUUUCAAUGUAGUUACUUCAAUGUCAUUCUCACUGAUCUCUAAAUGUAUCUUCAUAAUGUUGAAUGUUGUGAUGUUAGAGUGGCUUUAGGGGUAUAAAUUGAAAUCUUUUUGCUUUCUGACUUUGCUGGCAAGAUGAUAGGUUAAUUUAUCAUGGCUAUUUACAUACUUUUCCUUUUAUUUAAUAAUUUUUUAAAGAAACAGUAAAAUUGAAAAAGUUGAUUUAGAAUAAGCUUUCUGGUUUUUCAAAAAAAAAAACAUGUAAUGAAAGAUUAUUCUUUAGAGCCCAAAUGUUAAUUUACUUUUUUUUUAAUAUAAGAAAUGAAUAAGCUUAAUUACAACAGCAGAUCCAUUCUUCCAAACUUGAAUUUAUUAUAAAGAAUGAUAUGGUUAAAUGAAAUUUAUCCUAAAACAUUGAUGUAAAAUCCUAGAAUUAUACACCUAAGAAACAGCUCAUGAAUUACUAUCAGGUACACAACAGGUAUCAGGUAUAAUUUUUCACUAACUUUUGAAAUUGAUUCACCAUUUAAAUUGUUCUGUUCACUAUCACAUUCUUGCAGUGAUCUCUAGUAUAGUGGAACUUCAAUGAAUUGUUCUUGCAUUGGUCAUUUUCCCAGAAUCUCCAUUUUGAUUUUUCAAGAUUUGAAUCAUUAUUUCAAUCAUUUUUUUCUUCUGUUUGCAUUAUUCCUAAAUGGAAUUGUGCCUUUGUGUACAUGAAUUAUGGACUGUUUGUGCAGGAACAAGUUCAACUUUCUUAAAUUUAUUGUUAGAACAUGUUAGUGAUAGGGGUUUGAUUGAAUGCUUGAUUUCAAUCACUUUCUUGAUGAGAGUUCUGUGAGAGAUGAUUGACAUAAUAGAAGUAUUUUGGUUUCAAUAUGAGUAGCAUAAUUUUACAAAAUUGUAAAAUUAUGCGAAAUAGUCUGUGCUAUGAUGUAGCACCACUAGUGUUCUGUGAAUAAUGUAAUGUAAUGUAAUGCAAUAUGAAUAAAGUUAUUGUGAAUAAUGCGUUUAAAAGUUUAAUAAAUUCAGGUAUGACACAAAAUAUUCAUUUCC